GUAGCCUAGUAGGAUGUGUUCAUUGAAGAUGGUGGCGCCGUGUCAGACUCACCCUGCUGCACAUUUGUAAGAAUUGAUUUAUACCUGUACACAUUCCCGGCACCGGCUUCGCCUGACUUCAGUCUCUUCAGUGACAUCCACUAGAGUGACCUGGUCCUCGGACCUGUGAGCUCUGCAGCCAUGCAGCCCCCUCCGCGGACUGGACCUCAAGGAGCCACCGGCCCUCCUCCGUCUGGGCCCAAUAUGUUCCGCAGGACCAGGCCUUACAAGCAUACAGCAGCAGCAGCUACUGCCACAAUGCCACCUGCGACUCAACCCAUGACAGACCCUUUUGCUUUUGUCAGAGCUCCCCCUCCUAUGGCUGCAGGGGGUCUCCCAACAGUACAGAGCAGUAACCCUCCACCCAUGCAAGCCCCACCUAACGCCAUGUACUCUCAAGCUGGUGGAGGUUUGCCUCCACAACCACAGACAUUGGAGGAUGUCCCGGCUGCUCCAUAUGGUCCCCCACCAUCCUCUGUGCCAGGGGUGACGCUGUUCAACCCUCACAGUACAGCAUCCCCUGUUGUUUUCCCAGUUCCAAGUCCUGCAGGAUAUGCAUCGUCGCAUACAGAGCAGAGCUAUUUUAAUUCAAGAGAACACACACCAUCCACAGCCACAGAGCCGCUGCCUGUCUUCUCAGCCCCAGCGCCAACUCAGACACAAUUUAACAUGGAUUUUCAAGGACAGCCAACUCCUCAGCCCGUGCCCUUCCAGCCAGUUCCUCCCACCACCUCCUCUUCCCACUGGGCCCCUGAUCAUGGAAGUCGCCCUCCAUCAGUUCAGAACUACUUCCAGCCUACAAGUGACCCUCCACCACAACCUUUUAAUAUACCUCCACAGCCCCAGAUGUACCCAUCCCAUGCCCCAUCGCCCCAUCAAAGCACCCCAACACCUCCACCACAACCUUUUAAUAUACCUCCACAGCCCCAGAUGUUCCCGUCCCAAGCCCCCUUGCCCCAUCAACACACCCCAACCCCUCCAUCACAACCUGUACAUCCCCACAUCCAGGCUCAUCUUCCUCCUCAGAACCUCGUAAGGCCCCCUAGUUCUCAAUGGCCUGACCCAAGCGCACCCCAGCAGCAUAAUUCACACUUCCAAUCUCAAAGCUACUUUUCCCCCCAAGACUCUUGGUUCAACCAACCCACACAGGAUUCAGGCUACCACCAAAUGGGGACUGGCUCUGGCCAUUCUCAGCCCACACCUGACGCUGGUGGAUCUCAACAUGUGGCCAGUUUUGAGCCUGGGCCUAGUUCUGCCCCUCCCCCAGUACCAUACUCUCAGGAGUCUGGUUCACUCUCAAUGUUCUUCAAAGACAAUGAUGUGGAAAAUGAGGAAACACUGGCUGGAGACAGAAAUAAGGUAGUGAAUGGUAUUCCUGCUUCCUUUCAGUAUCACAACAGCCCACCAACCCAAAGUGGCCACACAGAUGCCCCUAUGGAUUAUCAAGGAGCUUCUCUUCAGGAUCAUUCACAUGUACCGUACAUGAAUGAUGGCAGUCAUGCAUCACAGAGGCCCCCGGAUUCUCACUACGACCAUAUGGAGAAUUUAGAGUGUGUUCCGAAUCAGGAAGUAUUACCCAGUGAAACUCAUGGUAGUCCUGCUGCUACUGCAGUGCUUAAUGUUGACCAGUUCGAAACCGGGCCUAACCUGGAGACUCCAGAUUCUGUUCCAAGACCAAUGAGAUCUGCCAGUGUGUCAUCCAACUACAGCAAUAUGAGUCAUGGAAGCGGGACUGGCACUCGCCGGCACCAUGGAGUAGUAGGUACCUUUAUUCAGCAGGAAAGCCCUCGUCUCACUGAUGAUGGUAACCUGACUGCUGCCACUGGAGGUUACUUUGAGCAGAUUGACACUUCUCCGGCUGUGGAUAUGGGUGCGAGACAGAGCUCACUGGAGCAGAUGUGGCAACCCACACCAAGCCCUCCCAAACCAACUGGCAUCUUUCAGGCAAGUGCUAACAGCUCUUUUGAACCUGUUCGCUCCCAUGGUGUUGGGGUGCGUCCUGCUGAAGUUGAUAUGGCUAAUAUUGUAGCAGAGGGAGGUGCAGAUUCUACACCAGGCAACCUGGAGCAGCCACCAGAUAAUAUGGAAAAUAUUUAUGGCCCAGGACAUCCCUUGCCUCCUGGGACUGGAGUAGGUGUACCUCCCCCGACACACCCAGUGGUUCUUUCUCACUCGCGACCUUCAUCACGUGCUUAUGGGGCGAGUCAGCCCUGUGAGAGCCCUGCCACUACUCUGUGGGCACAGCAUGAUCCUGCUAGCUUGGGUGCUAACAUCCUUUUAGCCCCUGCCGCCCCAAUGGUUCUUGCUCCUUUACGAGAGCCCAGUGCUGAUGUUAUCCAACCUCCAGAGGAUGGUCCCCUGGACCUCCACCGAGUUCAGCCAACCUCACAGCAGCACUCAGAGAACCUAGAGAACCCUCCAAAGGUGAGUGACGCAGAGUCAGCUGACUCUCAAGGCAACAUGGGAUAUGCGUCUCUCCUGGUGGCUGAUUCACUCCACCAACCUGUUUUGAUUGCUCCGCCUGUGUCCAAUUAUAGUGUGAUUUCCCCCAGUACCCCGACUCACGCAGCCAGUCAAAGUAGCCUUAGGGAAACUACCCCACCUGUGAGAUCACUCGCACAGGGGCAAGGUGCCAGUACCCCCCAAUCACUUUUAGUAGCCUUCAAUCCAAAUCCACUGUUUGCCCCUGGACCAGUAAGCUACAAUUCUUCAGCCUCUAACCAGGGUCCACUCAAUUUGACCCGAGACAACACAGAGGCAGCAACAUCAGAAAUCACAGCUCCGCCACUGUCUCAGCCAGUCCGCCCUCCUCUUUCAAGGGGCCAACCAGAAAACCACUCUGCUCUCCAAGUUAAUGCACAGGCUUCUCUCAUGACUCCUCCCGUUUCUAAUCAUAAUCCGCCUUCAAAUUAUGAACUGCUUGAUUUUUCUAUGCACCAAUCACAAAGCCAAAAUCAAGCAUCUGGCCAUCCUUCCUCUCUACAUGACUCUCCACAGUCUAGUAAUGGAUUUUACCUACAGGUAACCAAAGAUGCUCAGCAAGGGGUAAGAAUAGAAGGGAAUGCCCCUAUCCAGACCCCAGCCUCUUCAUCCACCCCACAGGUACUGCCAGCACCCUCCCAAGCAGCUGCAAACACAGAGCCGCCACCAAUAGAACCUCUGAGGACAUCAGAUCCUCAGCCUGCGUUGCAGGGACAGGCUGAUGCUUCUCGUGUUCCACCUAGUGGAGCACAACCUUUCCGUGGUCAGUAUCCAGCUCCUGCACAGGGGCCUGCUGCAGGGAGUGCUCCUCCCCCUGCUGCUGCAUACCCCCCAGGGCCUCUAGGACCAGGACAUCCAGGGGCUUCCCAUCCAGCUUCUGCAGAGCCACCACGACCACCUUCAGCUGCAGGCAGCCAGCAGGGCUACGGGCCCCCUCCUCCACAGCCAGGACAGAUGUACAGUGGCUACUAUGGUUAUCAUGGGGAAUACCCGGAUAGCAGAGCACCUUAUCCUCCUGGCCAGUACCCACCACCACCUGGGGACCCUAGAGCACCACCUGGGGACCCUAGAGCACCACCUGGGGACCCUAGAGCACCACCUGGGGAUCCUAGAGCACCACUUGGGGAUCCUAGAGCACAGCAAUAUUAUCAAGAUGGUCAAUACAGGACCCAAGCUGAUCCUUGGUAUGGCAGGUAUGAUGCGCAGACCCAAGCUUAUCGGGAUCCAAAUCAGUACAGAGAGCCUCAGCCAGAGCGACCCAGCUCCAGGGCUAGUCAGUAUUCUGACAGGCCCUCAUCCAGACAAGGCUAUCCUGAAGAUUACCAGAGAGCUAACCGCAGUGCCUAUGGUGAAUAUUAUGCAGAAUACCCCAAAAACUACGAUUACAGAGGAUACAACUAUGGACAGUAUGACCCUCGAUACAGAGGAUACUAUGAUCAGGCCUACUGGGCAAAUUACGAUGAAAACUACAGAGCCAGAGAAAACUACUAUAAUCAACAAGUGUAUCCUGCCAGGAAAGAAGGCUUUGAAAACCAGUGGCAGUACUAUCCUGGCUACGAUCCCAGCUUUGAUGACGAUUACCAACGACGCGGAGAAAUUUAUGGCGAUGAGUUUGAUCGACGCAGUGUCCACAGCGAGCAGUCGGCACACAGUGUGCACAGCUCUCAAAGCCACCACAGCAGACGAAGCAGCUUCAGCUCAAGGUCGCAACAGAGCCAGGUAUACAGGAGCCAGCCUGACUUAGUGUCAGCUGCCUAUGACACCACAGCCUCCACUCUGGCUCCGGACUACUCCUAUGCACAGUACCCAAACCAAACUGAUGCCACACAGAACUACAGCCAGUACCUCUAUCCCUCAGAGUACACUGCAGACAGCACAUGGAUCAGCCCUGAGCAACCCCCCCUUCGUCCUGCAACCCCAGAGAAGUUUAGCAUACCCCACCGCUGUGCCCGCUUUGGACCUGGUGGUCACCUGGUUCAAGUUCUGCCCAAUCUCCCCUCAGCUGGACAGCCCGCUCUCGUUGAUAUUCACAACAUGGAGACAAUGCUGCAGGAUACCCCGGAUCAGGCAGAACUACGAGCCUUCCCUGGACCUCUUGUUAAGGAGGAGACCCAUAAGGUGGAUGUGAUAAAGUUCUCCCAGAACAAAGCCAUGGAGUGUUCUCGUGACAACAACCUCUUGGACAGGGACUCUGCCUGUCUGCUCUGGGACUUCAUCAUGCUGCUCUGUAGACAGAAUGGGACUGUCGUGGGCACAGACAUCGCUGACCUCUUGCUGAAAGAGCAUCGAUCUGUUUGGCUGCCGGGAAAGAGUCCGAAUCAAGCCAACCUGAUUGAUUUUAACAACGAACCACUGGCACGAGCUGAGGAAGAGCCGGGAGCCGGACCACUCUCCCUCCUUUCUGACACCUUCAUGAUGGUCCCAGAGAACGUUGGCAAAGAAACUGAGCGCUUCAGGGAGCUGCUUCUGUUUGGCCGCAAGAAGGAUGCACUAGAGGCAGCCAUGAAGGGAGGUCUCUGGGGCCAUGCCUUGUUGUUGGCCAGUAAGAUGGACAGCAGGACACAUGCACGUGUCAUGACAAGGUUUGCCAACAGUCUGCCCAUCAAUGACCCUCUGCAGACAGUGUACCAGCUGAUGUCCGGGAGGAUGCCGGCCUCAGCCACUUGCUGUGGAGAGGAGAAAUGGGGUGACUGGCGCCCUCACCUGGCCAUGGUGCUUUCCAACCUCACACAUACCAUGGACCUUGAUACCCGCACAAUCACCACCAUGGGAGACACUCUGGCUUCCAAGGGGCUGAUCGAUGCUGCACACUUCUGCUACAUGAUGGCACAAGUCAGUUUGGGAGUCUUCACAAAGAAGAGCACCAAGAUGGUUCUGAUUGGCUCCAAUCACAGUUUUCCCUUUUACCAAUUUGCAACCAACGAAGCUAUUCAGAGGACUGAGGCCUAUGAGUAUGCUCAAUCACUUGGCUCCCACCCCAGCACACUGCCCAAUUUCCAGGUGUUCAAGUUGAUCUAUGCAUGUCGUCUGGCUGAAGCAGGCCUGAGUGCUCAGGCCUUCCAUUACUGUGAAGUUAUCUCCAAGACAGUGCUCAUGGACCCUCCCUACUUCUCUCCUGUCUUUAUUAGCCAAAUCAUACAGAUGUCGGAAAAGCUGCGGUUCUUCGAUCCUCAACUGAAGGAGAAGCCUGAGCAGGAGCUGUUCAAUGAGCCUGAUUGGCUGAUUCAUCUCAGACAGUUGGAUGGACAGAUCCGGACUGGGGUGAUUACUUACAGUACAGACAGAACAACUCCUCAACAGUUCGACUGCAGCAGCCCAUCUGACUUGGACCAGCCCAGUCCACCUGAACCAUACAGCAUGCCACUGGAGGUUGAUGGCCCAACUCCUGACAACCCACUAAUGAGCUCAUUACUACCUGGGCCUCCACCACAGGGAGUACAGCUGAUGCCUCCAGCCCCUACCUCCAUUCUCCAAGAGGGGAUGGCCCCACCUCAGCAUUUACCCCCCGGUGAUGUGCCCCAUUUCUACCCAGUACCUCCCAGUGGACCACCAGGUCAGAUGUCUGUCCCAGGCUACCCUCCACAGGAUCCCGGCUUUGCCCCCCCUCCCUUCCAGCCUCAACCUGAGCAGACAGAGAUGUAUCCAGGAUCCCAUCAGCAGCCGUUUCACCCACCUCCUCAAGUGGGCCAAAUGUCACCACACAUGCUUCCUCAAGUGCCACAUUCACCUGUGCAGAUGAACCCCCCACUGCCCCAGAUGCCUCAGCACAUGCCCCCUUCCCCUGGGCAUAUGCCGCCUGUCGAGUACCCAUACCAACCCCAACCAGAGAUGCAGACUACUCAGGCAAUACCAUCCUCCCCAACCAGAAACUCCUUCACACCUCGGAUGGACUUCUAUGACCACAUGGCUCACAUGGGUCCUGGGAGAUCGAGGACUACUUCACAAUCAUCAAUGCACAUGGUUUCAGGGCGACGCUCACGCACCACCUCUGAGUCGUCCAAUCACUCUGGUGGUGGACGAGAGCGCAGAGACUCAGUUGUCAGGCAGAUCUCUCUACCGCCGCCUUCAAUUCCUGAACAGCCGCGCAAAGAAGAGGCCAAGAAAGUCAAGAAAGACCCCCCAAAACAGAGCGGUGGUGGUGGUGUUAGCUUGCUGAAGAGGUGGUUAGGGAUGGGGAAGAAUGAGGCUCACUUGCCAGAUGACAAAAACCCAUCUAUUGUGUGGGAUGAACAGAAGCAGAAAUGGGUCGACUUGAACGAGCCUGAAGAGGAGCGUAAGCCUCCUCCGCCUCCUCCCUCUGGCUUCCCCAAGAUGCCCACAAUGCCCGGCCCUGCGGGACCUCCAAACAGUGGCGGUCCGCCUGUCAAUAUGUUCUCGAGGAAGGCAGGCCCCAGGAGCAGAUAUGUGGACGUUCUGAACCCCAGUAGAUCAGCUAAACCAAGUGGAUCAGCCCCUGCUCCAGCGGACAUCUUUGCUCCUCUGGCACCGAUGGCCAUGCCUGCCAACCUAUUUGUGCCUAGUUCAGCGCCUGACGAUCAACAACCUCUAGAGGGCAGUGAAGGAGGAUAUCAGGAGCAGAAUUCACCGAACACCAGCACUGCUCCUCAGAUGUUCAACCCAACGUUGUUGCCACCUGCCCCAGAGGGAGCUCCUGUGCCUGAUGGCUCACAGUCCGGGGAGCUCUCACGUUCUAGCUCAAUGAGCUCCUUAUCACGCGAAGUGAGUCAGCAUUUAAAUCAGAGUCAUCCUCCUCAGGGAGCUGCACCCGCAGGAGGCGUCACCUUUUAUAACCCUGCACAGUUUGCACAGCCAAGUGCAGCACCAGGCGGUGGAGUUCGUCCUGGGCGGUUGACCGGUCAGCGCCAGUACCCGGUGAUGAAGUAACAUCAUCCUGCAGAGAGAUUACGUAAACGGACUUUGUUGGAUAGAGUGAUAUCCGACCUGGAAUGAAAUGAAGCACAUGGACGUACUGCUCUCUGUCUUAAGGACCUUUUUCAUUUUGCCCACGCCUUAGAAGAUCGUAAGGUGUCUCCAUCUUGUUAGUCUUCGCCAGUCUUCGUCAAACAGCUCAACCACUCUGUCGUCUCUGUUGUUCAGUAAUUGUCACUGGAGUAUUCUAAAAGGCAUGGCGUCUCCACGAAGGGCUUUUUGCUGCAUCCGAACAGAUGGCAGAACGUCGUAUCAAGGGUUUUAAUGAACAUAGAAUAGUUUCCUAGGAUGUAUUCACAAGGCAUAAUUUGAUGUACCAUCAACAUGUUUCCCCUCAAAGCGGUCUAGCUUCCCCUCAAAUACAACACAGAAUGAUCAACCCCGGUCCUGUUUUAGUUUGUGUCUUAAGUCCGAACGUCCAUGUUUGCUUGAUUGACUUUGAUGAAUAGAAAAGAAGUGGCACCUUUUUUUAAUUUCAUACUGUCACGUUGAACUCGUUUGUGCAUCUGCAGCUCUUCGUCUGCUGCAGUUUGCAGUUUGCGUGAGAAUGAUUUGUGUCUAUAGUGCGUCGUCUGCUGUGUCGUGUGCUUUCCCUCAGUCACCCUCCAGCGAAGGAAGGAUUGUUGAAUGAUCCAGGAAACGAAGACUCAAACCUGCUUCACAACCAGAGAGUUGGAGGACGUGUGCAGUGCUAGGAUGCUGCUCAUUGCAGAUAUUUAUUUAAAUGUCCUCCCGCCCAACAUCGACUCUUCAUUUUUACAGCUGAGUCAGGGGCUUUCGUCCGAGUCAGGCUACGGUUUCUCUUCCCGAGAAACUUUGACAGUAUCAACGAAAAACAGGGGGUGGUCUUCAGAAGAGGAGGAAUCUGGAUUAAACCUGCAUUUUAAUUAUCGCUUAAAUAAAAGUAAAUCUAUCCAAAUAUUUGUAUAUCAGAUUGAUUGUAUUUAUGGGCUGUAGGCAAGACGGUUUGUGUGAGUGUGUAUGUGUGUAGAGCAACUAAUUUUUUCCGAAUAGCUUUGACAAAAUGCAUUUAUGAUUGACCGGAGAUGACAUGGAUUCAUAUUCUGAUCAUUUGUAUUGGCCACUUCUGCAGACAAAUAAAUCUUUAUCUAAAUUGUGAAUCGCGAUCUAAUUGCACUCUGAAGACUUUCCUUGUCAUUUCAAUUUAUUGACGUGUUUUUCUUUUCAACUCAAAUCAUUUUUCUUCCCAAGUGUUUUGGAUCGUUGAUCUUUCGUUAUUUAAAUUUUUUUUUAGAAAUCCACUUCUGAUUUCAAAAGGUCCCCUUUUGUUUCAGAGUUCCUCGUGUUCAAUUAUUGACAAAACCGUGAAUAGAAAAAGAUGAAAACAAAAUGGUAAUAAAGGUAUUUUGUGCUCUGUAGCACCAUGGAAUAAA
This is a messenger RNA of Pleuronectes platessa (European plaice), 8843 nucleotides long. It is a transcript of the gene sec16a, whose product is annotated as SEC16 homolog A, endoplasmic reticulum export factor. Gene Ontology annotation, biological process: Golgi organization; COPII vesicle coat assembly; autophagy. Lineage: Eukaryota; Metazoa; Chordata; Actinopteri; Pleuronectiformes; Pleuronectidae. Gene Ontology annotation, cellular component: endoplasmic reticulum exit site; ER to Golgi transport vesicle membrane. The record is from RefSeq and is a predicted model, not a curated record. The transcript is spliced from 31 exons. The coding region runs from base 181 to 7404 and encodes 2407 amino acids.